Messenger RNA from Eleginops maclovinus (Patagonian blennie), 4122 nucleotides. It is a transcript of the gene smim22, whose product is annotated as leucine rich repeat containing 2. NCBI's taxonomy places the organism in Eukaryota, Metazoa, Chordata, Actinopteri, Perciformes, Eleginopidae. Gene Ontology annotation, molecular function: protein binding. The coding region runs from base 83 to 1231 and encodes 382 amino acids. The transcript is spliced from 11 exons. The record is from RefSeq and is a predicted model, not a curated record.
CACACACACACACUGUCAGAUCUCGGUAAACAAGCUGGUGAAAGUGAGCAGACAGCCGGACUUUAACAGGAACUCACAGGGGAUGGCUCUCGGGAGGAAGUUGGACGUCCCGUGCAGCGACACCUCUUUGAUCAGAGGGAUGUGGGAGGUCCGGGUGAAGAAAUACAGACAGAGGCAGAAGAAGGAGCAGGAGAGGAUCGAGCAAAGUGCCCUUCCCAAGAUCGACCAGCAGUGGCAGUACCGUAUAUACUGUAAGACACUGCAGACCAAGGAACUCAACCUGCUGCAUCAAUACCUGGAGAGGUCUACACUGACUGAUAAACAACCCUCCACUGAAGCAGAGCAGCAGGAUCAGAAAGAUCCAGAGCAGACCAAGUUGAUCUUCCAGCUGGAUGGUGAUCAGUGGAUGGACUUCCCCAGGGAGCUGCAGUGGAUGACUUACCUAAAAGAGUGGCACGUCAGAGGGACAAGGAUCUGUCGGCUGCCUGAGUACCUGGCUCUGUUCACCCAGCUCACCGUGCUCGAGAUCCCAAAAAACAGCAUUGCUGAGCUGCCACCUGAGAUCGGUAAAUUGACGGGUUUGAGGGAAUUAAACGUUAGCUACAACCGUCUGUCCCAGGUUCCUCCAGAACUUGGAGACUGUGAGAACCUGAAGAAACUCCAACUCACCGGAAACCACAACCUGUCUGAGCUGCCGUUUGAGCUGAGCAGCCUGAAGCAGCUGGUUCACCUGGACAUCGCAGAGAACAAGUUCAAAUCCAUCCCCAUCUGUGCUCUGAGGAUGAGCAGUCUGCAGCUGCUGGACCUGAGCCACAACUGUCUGGCCGACCUGCCGCAGGACACCGACAGGUUGGAGCAGCUGGUCACCUUGUUCCUCCAUAACAACAACCUGACUUAUCUUCCUCACUGUCUCACCAAAAUCUCAACGCUCAAGAUGAUCGUCGUCAGCAGCGACGAGCUCAACUGCAUCCCCACCAGACUGUGCAGGAACCCCAAUAUCAAGUUUAUCAGACUGUGCGACAAACGUGCGAGUGCAGAGAAAAAGAAGAAAGAGGAGGAGAAGAAGAAAGAGGAGGAGAAGAAGAAGAACAGGUGGAGAGAACCAAGGGAGGAGGAAGUGAAGAAGGACAGCGGAGAGAAGGAGUUCAUCGAGCUGUACAUCGACUCGCUAAAAGACAGAGAAACCGUCCCUGAAUCUACCACCAAAGUCUCCAUCUCCUGCCUGCUGUGAUGGAGAGGAGGAGGAAGAAGAUGAAGCUGACACCAUACAGACACACAGACAGGUGUGCAGACAGGUGUACAGACCUUGCUGGUCAGGUGAUGCGCUGUGUGAUACCAGAGCAGAGACUGCUGGGAAGGUGAUGGAGGACAUGGCUGCUACGGUUCCCGCUGCCCACAUCAUCCUGAAACAGAUAAGAGAGACACAUGAUCAAAAACUGAAUUGUGAGUGAUUCAAACUGUGAAGAAUUACAUAAUUAUACUGGUAAUAUCUAAUGAUAUAAUGAUUGAAUUUGUUAUUCUUUUAUAGAUCAAGUAGAAUGCAGUAUGGAUAGUGUCGUAAACCAAUAUAAAAUGCUGGUCAAAUAUGAUCUUCAAAUGUUAGUGAUUUUCUCCAUCAGGUUUUUUUAUUUUAUCUUCAACCAAAUUCAGUAAUUUCCUGACAGUCCCUUUAAUAAAGGUUUAUAAUGUUUCCUCCUUUCUUAUUUUUUGUAAUAUGCUUAUUUGCUAGUUUUUUGUAACAGAAAGAAACUGUUUCUUUGAACUGUUUGUUUUUGCUAUAGUGUGCGACCCCCUUGAAAGGGUUUAUUUAAAAAAGGUAUGCUGUGGAGCGAGCCUGUCCAUUAAUGAAAAAAAGAACACUGAAAGGUGAUUUGAGAUGGUGAUCGUAUUGCAUUAGCUUAGAAAAAAUAUUCCGUUCCAUUGCGUAUCAACGGCUGGAACUGCAGCCAUGGCAGGGUUUACUUAAAAUGACGGCAGCGCUGGCCGAGGUUUUCUGUAACUUUUCAAGUCUGUUCAUAUUAUCUGUUCACAUUAUCCUGUCUUUAAACACUGCCACAGCCUAACUGUGUUCCUGUCUGUGUUUACUUCUUAUGUCUCUGUCCUCCUGUUCUGUUUUUUUUUUAAUAAAUUGAAGACAAUUAAGCCAUCAUAAAUCGGAAGUUUCAUGUUCCACAAAUAUCAAAUAAAUAUUCAAAUUGUAUUCCACAGGGUUCUUUUGUCCACAGCUGACGUUAACUGACCACACUUCCUUCUGUGGAUUGAUAGGAAUGCACAUAGUUGCUUGAUAACAGCGUCCUCCUAAAGAGCAGACCGAAGAAUGUUGGAAAUUGACCAAUCAGCACUGAGUAUUAACCUCAGCCAUGUAUCCUGAGAUAAUGCAUCCCUCACAGGGGUUGUACUCACCAUGGCUCGGAGCCGAAGCCGUACCAGGCCAACUGGAAGAGCUGGAAGCCCAGACCCAGAAGAACUGUGUUCUUAUUCCCAAUGGUCCUCAUCAAAACACUGAGGAAGAGAGUCUGACACACAGCAGAGAGAGAGGUUAUGGUACAUGAUGAAUGAAGCCUCACACAAUCUUAAUAUUAUUUAAUCUAAAUCUGUUUGGACAUUUUGCAUGUACAGUGGUAUGCAAAAGUUUGGGCACCCCUCUGAGAUUUCAUGACAAUUUGCUUUUCCUUUAUAAUAGAAGAUCACAGCAACAACAUUUGUUUUCCUACAAAGAUGUAGACGUUUUAGUGUUUUCCAGACCAAAAUUCUUAGGGUAGCAUUACAUAGUUUUAUUAUAAUAAAAUAAAAUGCAAAAAAUGGGAUGUGCAAAAGUUUGGGCACCCUUAUAAAUAGCAUUCAUUUCAACACCUGUACGGAUUUAUAGCUGACAGGUUGCUGCACAAAAUUGCUUUGAUUAGCUCAUUAGACCUUCAAUUACAAAGACAGGUGGAACCAAUCAUGAAAAAGGCUAUUUAACAUAGGUAAUAGCUGGCUGUGCCUGGCCUAGGUUCUUUCUUAGGGAGUGGCAAGAUGGGGACCUCAAAACAACUCUCCACUGACCUGAAAGCUAAGAUAAUCCAACAUUAUAAAUUAGGAGAAGGGUACAAAAAAUUAUCUGACAGGUUUAAACUGUCUGUCUCCACAGUCAGAAACGUAGUUGUGAAAUGGAAGGCCACAGGAACAGUCCGUGUGAAGGAAAGAUGUGGUAGGCCGACAAAAAUAGGGGAAAGGCACAGGCGAAGGAUGGUGAAAAUGGUCACAGAGAAGCCACAGACCACCUCCAGAGAACUACAACAACAUCUGGCUGCUGAUGGUGUAGUUGUUCACCGUUCCACAAUCCAGCGUACUUUGCACCAGGAAGAGCUCAUUGGAAGGGUGAUGUGCAAAAAGCCUUUCCUGAGUGUUAAUCACAAGAAGAGUCGCAUGAGGUAUGCAAAAGCACAUCUGGACAAGCCAGAAGCAUUUUGGAACAAAAUACUGUGGUCAGAUGAGACCAAGAUUGAGUUAUUUGGUCAUAACAUGAACAGGUAUGCAUGGCGAAAAAAACACACUGCAUUCAAUGAAAACAACUUGUUGCCCACUGUAAAAUUUGGUGGAGGAUCUAUCAUGUUAUGGGGCUGUGUGGCUAGCACAGGUACUGGAAAACUUGUUAAAGUUGAGGGCCACAUGAAUUCCUUACAGUACCAGGAGAUUCUUGACAAGAAUGUUCUAGAGUCAGUCACAAAGUUGAAGCUACGCCGGGGUUGGAUUUUUCAGCAGGACAAUGAUCCUAAGCACCGAUCAAAAUCCACCAAGGAAUUCAUGCAGAAGCACAGGUACAAUGUUCUGGAAUGGCCAUCCCAGUCCCCAGACCUUAACAUCAUUGAAAAUGUAUGGAUUUAUUUGAAGAAGGCUGUCCAUGCACGGAGGCCAAGAAACCUGACUGAACUGGAGACGUUUUGUGUGGAAGAAUGGGCCAAAAUACCACCUGCCAGGCUUAAGGGACUUGUCUGUGGCUACAGGAGGCGUCUACAGGCCGUUAUUGCAGCAAAAGGAGGCAAUACUAAAUAUUAAUGGAAUUAUUUCUUAGGGGUGCCCAAAUUUAUGCACAUGCCUAUUUUUGUUUGAAUGCACAUAAACAUGUUUGUGUUUGACCAA